GGUGGUGGUGGUGAGGGGAGCCAUGGACGAGGAAUACGACGUGAUCGUACUGGGCACCGGCCUCACGGAAUGCAUUCUCUCGGGCAUCAUGUCCGUGAACGGGAAGAAGGUGCUCCACAUGGACCGGAACCCGUACUACGGGGGUGAGAGCUCCUCCAUCACGCCCCUGGAGGAGCUCUAUAAGAGAUUCGAACUCCCAGACGGUCCUCCCGAGAGCAUGGGCCGGGGCCGAGACUGGAACGUGGACUUGAUUCCCAAGUUCCUAAUGGCCAAUGGUCAGCUGGUCAAGAUGCUGCUGUACACGGAGGUGACGCGCUACCUGGAUUUUAAGGUGGUGGAAGGCAGCUUUGUCUACAAGGGCGGCAAGAUCUACAAAGUGCCGUCCACAGAGACCGAGGCCCUGGCCUCCAACCUAAUGGGCAUGUUUGAGAAGCGCCGCUUCCGCAAGUUCCUGGUGUUCGUGGCGAACUUUGACGAGAACGACCCCAAGACCUUCGAGGGGGUCGAGCCCCAGAGCACGACCAUGCGGGACGUCUACAAGAAGUUUGACCUGGGCCAAGAUGUCAUUGACUUUACCGGCCACGCCCUGGCCCUGUACCGCACGGAUGAUUAUCUGGACCAGCCCUGUCUGGAGACCAUCAACCGCAUCAAGCUGUACAGCGAAUCUCUGGCUCGAUACGGCAAGAGCCCGUACCUGUACCCUCUCUAUGGCCUGGGGGAGCUGCCCCAAGGCUUUGCCAGGCUGAGUGCAAUCUACGGGGGGACCUACAUGCUGAACAAGCCCGUGGAUGACAUCGUGAUGGAGAACGGCAAGGUGGUGGGGGUGAAAUCAGAAGGGGAGGUGGCCCGUUGCAAGCAGCUGAUCUGCGACCCCAGCUACGUGCCAGACCGUGUGCGCAAGGCGGGCCAGGUGAUCCGUGUCAUCUGCAUCUUGAGCCAUCCCAUCAAGAACACCAACGACGCCAAUUCCUGCCAAAUCAUCAUCCCCCAGAACCAGGUCAACAGGAAGUCAGACAUCUACGUUUGCAUGAUUUCCUACGCCCACAACGUGGCUGCCCAGGGCAAGUACAUUGCCAUCGUCAGCACCACAGUGGAGACAGCUGAGCCCGAAAAGGAGAUCGAGCCGGCGCUGGAGCUGCUGGAGCCCAUCGACCAGAAGUUUGUGGCAAUCAGCGACCUGUUCGAGCCGACAGAAGAUGGAUCCGAGAGCCAGGUGUUCUGCUCCUGCUCCUAUGAUGCCACCACCCACUUUGAGACAACCUGCAAUGACAUCAAGGAUAUCUACAAGCGGAUGGCCGGGACAGACUUCGACUUUGAGAACAUGAAGCGCAAACAGAACGAUGUCUUUGGGGAGGACGAGCAGUGAUGGCGGGUGGCUUGGCCGCUCCACCCCCACCCCCUCUCCCGGCACCCCUUUCCCAGCCCCCCUCUCAUCUUCUGUUUCGGUCUUUCUCAGAAAUCCCCGGGCCUUUGCCUGGCCCUCUCCUCUCUCCGCCACUCUCACUUUUCCUCUUUGAUGUAGCGGAAGGAGAGAAGGUGGCCUGUAUUCAUUCCCUCCCUCCCCUUGCUCCUUCCCUCUGCCUGGCUGAGUUCCCCUCUCGCCCAUCUCUUCCUUUUUGUUCUCAUAGGGCAGCGCUCUUAUUCUAUUUGGUGACCAAACCCCUCUGCCCUACCCUGUAAUCUCCCCUAACUCCCUGGGGCAGAAUGGGGCUUGUGAUCAGAGGACCAAGGCAUCUUCCCCUUUGAUUAGAAAGUCAGGUCCCAGAAGGCAGUGGUCUCCAUUCACGAGUACCGUCACCUCGCCAUUCCCUCCCCACCAACCCCAGCCCAUCUGCGAUGUGGGCUUGAUGGAUGGUGGGGACAGAUAGCUAGGUGGUCUUCCUUCUUCCCCAAAUCUUGUUAAAUUGCAACGGCAGCCACUGCCCCCUCUCCCCUCAUGCUGGGGCCCCUUCUCCCCAUUUGACGCCCCUCCCUUCCAUACCCCCAGAAGAAAGCUGGAUUCACUGUUGAAAAUCAGAGAAAAAUUGUGGGGACGGGGGGGUGGUGUUCCUCGGGUUGAGCUCAGCAUUGCCUAGCCUUUCGCGGUGCUGCCAGGAUCCGGGGGCUUGACUCCUUGGCUCCCCCCGACACCUCCCCUCCUCAUCUCUCUCCACCUCGGGAGAUUUUCCUCCUGUCAGAGGGAAAGGACUCUCGGCCCCUCUCUGCCCUCAGUGCCCUCUGAGUUUGGGUGCUUUCUGCUGCCCCGAGGGAAGGCGGUAGAGACGGUGUUCCCAGAUGGUGGGCACCGUCAUCCAGGGCUGCGGGUGCUGGCUGGGGUUCAGGUCCAGUCUUCCAGUCAGUCCCGGGAAAACCCUAGAUGGAUGCCUGGAGGUGAUGGGGCAGAGGUGGAUGAAAGGGGAAAUGAGCCUGGGGGACCAAAGGUACGGCGGCAGCGCCGCCCUUGGCUUUGCCGCCCCUCAAAUUUCCGAGGGUCGAAAAAAGGAAUAGUGUGUGUGUACCCCCGCUGGCGUGCUCUUUCUCUUUCGCCCCCUCCCUCUCAUCCUGCUAAGGGAGGAGGUAGAAAGUCAGCCGGGUGUGGGAUGGUGGCACCAGCUCCUCCAUUUUUUUUUCCCCUUUCUUCCCUCUCGUGCCACUUCCGAGCUUGGGACCCCCCCUCUCUUGAUGUCGGAGAUUUCCUGGCUUCUCAGGCGGAAGCCACCCGACUCAUUCCCGCCGGGUCACCCGGAUUCCGCCCCUCCACCCUAGUUUAGUCAUUUGCCAGCUGCCCCCCACUACCAACUGUAACUCAUGUAGCCCUAACCGACCUUUCCUUCUGCUCUGUUCUGAGCUUCUCUCUUGAGUGCUGGAAGAUGGGAAGAGGGAGGGAAGAGAAGACGUAUUUAACCUUUCCACUCCUCGGACUAGGACCCCUCCUCAAUCCCUUCACCUAAUUUAUUUUAACUUAUUAACAAUCGGUCCGUAGAAUCAUCCUAACCCCUUGAGCACAAGGUUGGGAGGGUUGGGGAGGGCAAGACGGCUACUCUGCCCUAGUCCCUUCUAUACUGUUUUGAGUUGAGGCUGUUUCAAUCUCAUUUAUCCAAUCCUCCCUUCUAGGGAUGGGGGGGGACCUGGCUGGGGUCCCGGAUCCAUAGCUGCUUUCCACCCCAACUUUUCCCUGCCCUUUCCCAUUGAAGCAUAGUAAGAGUGAAUGGGUGAUGGUGAGUUUGGGGGUCAGGGGUGGGCUGGCUGCUAGGUACCUGCCCCUGCCUAGGGGUGGGAGUGUGGGGGGGUGGCUGGGGAGGGUGUUUGUAUUUUUUUUUUUUUGGGUGGGGUCAAACUGUGUGUGUUGUCCUCUAUUCAUUUCUGGAAGAGAAAAGGAGAAAAAAAAAACAGGGGUAGGUGGGGAAAUGGAUACCCUUCCCCCCUCCCCUCCCAAACACUACUUGGGGAAUUUUUCUUGCAAAGUGAAUGUGUCUCUCCUCCCCAUUUACUGUGUAUUUGACAAAAAAUAAAUUACAAAUGAAAAAAAGACUGUGGAAGAA
This is a messenger RNA of Tachyglossus aculeatus (Australian echidna), 3521 nucleotides long. RefSeq names its product GDP dissociation inhibitor 1 (gene GDI1). Bases 23 to 1366 code for a protein of 447 amino acids. Gene Ontology annotation, biological process: protein transport; small GTPase-mediated signal transduction; vesicle-mediated transport. The transcript has 11 exons. Gene Ontology annotation, cellular component: cytoplasm. The record is from RefSeq and is a predicted model, not a curated record. Lineage: Eukaryota; Metazoa; Chordata; Mammalia; Monotremata; Tachyglossidae. Gene Ontology annotation, molecular function: Rab GDP-dissociation inhibitor activity.